Messenger RNA from Cyanistes caeruleus (blue tit), 736 nucleotides. The record is from RefSeq and is a predicted model, not a curated record. Lineage: Eukaryota; Metazoa; Chordata; Aves; Passeriformes; Paridae.
CACCCUGAGCUGUCCCCUGUCCCUGCUGGGUGACAACGCCGUGUCCCCAGAGCGGUGGCUGCUCUGUGGGCAGGAGGAACCCCCUGUGUGACAUUCCCUGCCCCUUGGUGACAAUCCCUGCCCCACGGUGACAAUCCCUGCCCCUUGGUGACAAUCCCUGUUGCUGUCCCCAGAGCGGUGGCUGCGCUGUGGGCAGGAAGAACCCCCUGUGUGACAUUCCCUGCCCCUUGGUGACAAUCCCUGUCGCUGUCCCCAGAGCGGUGGCUGCGCUAUGGGCAGGAGGAGCCGGCGGGCAGCCGACAGCUCGUCCUCGGGGGAGGAGGAGGAGUAUGUGGUGGAGAAGGUUCUGGAUCGGCGCGUGGUGAGGGGCCAGGCCGAGUACCUGCUCAAGUGGAAGGGCUUCUCCGAGGAGCACAACACGUGGGAGCCCGAGAAGAACCUGGACUGUCCCGAGCUGAUCUCGCAGUUCCUGCGCAAGGACCGCAGGAUGAGGGACAUGAGGGACAUGAGGGACAGUGACGGGACACGGCCCCGGGAGCGCCCCGAGGGCGCCAAGCGCAAGGGACUGCCCGGGAACGAGGAUGGGCGCGCCAAGAAGAAGAGGGAGAGCAACGACAUCGCCCGCGGCUUCGAGCGGGGGCUGGAGCCCGAGAAGAUCAUCGGGGCCACCGACUCCUGCGGGGACCUCAUGUUCCUCAUGAAGUGGUGAGGCCACCAGCAGUGUCCCAAGAGUCCC